AUGUCGAUAUGGAACUUGCCAUCAUGGGACGAAUGCUCCGAGUCUUCGACCCAUGACGCGUCCUCCACGCCGAAGAGCAAGGAGCAUGCCAGUGAUUCCGAUGCGUGUUUUAGCUACUUGAACGUACAGUCGACGACAGCUGGUAGCAUCAUGCACGCAUCGAAGUGCUCACAACUCCGUCAAAUCCACGAGAAAUUCGAGUCUCUGCGGUUGCAGCUCGACGCGGAGCGACGGCCACCGCCGCCACAGCGAUGGCCACCCAACCAAGCAUCGCAACAACUGAGGCGAGCCAGUCCUCCCGUCCACACCAUCAACACGACAGCAUCAUCUCUACCACCCCGGCAAGAUGCGUCCUCGUUUUCUACUAGUACCACGCUUAAACCUGGUGCGGCGGACACUCAACACGCUCAAACUCAAACGAUCGCGACCUCCCUGCACCACCUAUCUUCCACACACGUUGGUACCACCACCAGUGACAUGCAGCCACCGCCACCACCACACGUUCCAACCUGGGUCAAGGAGCAAGAGGUGCCGCUAAACCAUUUCCAGGACAUGUGGCACGACAAAGUGCAAGCGUUGGAUGACAUGCUGGGUACCUUGUCGUCGCAAAUUCAGCAACAGUCUGACGCCGCCGCCCUCACUAUGUACUUGGCAUGGCUGGCUGGGACCAUGCAAGCCGCAGUGGCGACAUUGCCUUUGGCCAAAAUGACAACGUGGCAUGACAACUCCACCACAGUGACGUUAUCCUCCAACUCGCCGAAGGUUCCAGCGAAUUCCGCGGCCGCCACUGACAUGAUCGAAGCUUCAUUAACAACAUUGGUGCAGGACUAUCGGUCCCUCCAUAGCACCCACACAGCCGCAAUGCACCACGCCAAGCAUACUUGGUCCAAGAAACUGCACAAAGCAGUGCACGACACAGCCACAACCCACGCCAAAUGGGAGCACGCAUUAGCCACGAUCCACUUGCUUCAGGAUGAGAGGAAUGUCCUGCAAACCGAAUUACACGGGGCGCUAAAGCGCACGGCGGCCGUGGAAAAGGACUUGCUCACAUGUCAGUUUAAAGUAUCAACGUUAGAACAGCAAUGUCGAGACCUGCACGACCAACUUCGACUGCAGGAAAUCGCUUGGAACGACGAACUGGCCAAGGCUCACCCCCCCCCCCCUACUCCCCCACAAGCGACGAGCUUUAAAUCGUCCUCUAAAAACCUCGACAUUCCCGUGGUGCCUCUUGCGAUCACAAUGACCAAGAAACCAAUCAAAGUUCACGAGGACUGCCCAGAGACGAUUUGGCCGGAGGAAGCUGUGCAGGAUGAGUGGUGGAUAGACGACGGCGGGAACUCGGACGAACGUGGUCCACCUGUCCCCAGGCCAGUCAACCUCCCCCCGCCCGUAGCCCCCCGAGAACCCCCCGCGUCGACCCCCCACUUCGGAGGUCGCCAUCAUAGGCAGCAUCAACACAUCUCGACCCAUCGCCACAUGCUGCUUGAGUACCUUCACAAAGCGGCAUCAUCCAAGCACCCACCACCCCGUCGUCUGAAAGAUCAAGAACGCGGGUAUGAGUCACUUGCUCCAGGUUCAAAGUAAUGUCAGUACAGUACCCUCUACUAGUAUACUACGUACUACUGUACCGUACGCAGUAAUCAAAAGUGAUGAGUGAGUGGAAGGUCAAAUCUAACUACUUAAGUAUAC
Molecule: messenger RNA, 1689 nt
Organism: Aphanomyces astaci
Lineage: Eukaryota; Oomycota; Saprolegniomycetes; Saprolegniales; Verrucalvaceae
Exons: 6
Coding region: 1-1584 (527 amino acids)
Source: RefSeq, a predicted model, not a curated record